UUGAAUUGCAAGCGGUGCACGCGGCCAGUAUCUUAACGCGUAUUGGACGUUAAGCUUGUCUAAACAUUCGUGAUUUUUGCGCGUUUUGCUUCUAGCGCAAAACGUGUCAGUCUUUCCAGCGCGACGCGUCAAAACACAGUCAGUCGAUCCACUUUACGUUAACGAUCUAAAUACAGUGUUCGAUUAACGUGGACGCACAUCGAUAAAAAGAUAUUAUUUAACUCGCUAAUCGUGAAACAAAAAUCGUAAUGUUUUCGCGUUUAAAACUGUAUUUGCGUUAAUCUGUUGGCGUAUCGUUCGACCUCCUUGAGAGAUCAGAUCUGUAAAUUCCAGUUUAUGAAUAAACUGUUCAGCGUUGUGUUGAUAGUUCUAGUCAAUGAAAUCAUAUAAUGUCUGCGAAAAAGAAUGCACCAAUGGACGAUGAGAAAAGAAAGCAGCCGAAUGAGAAAACAGAAAGCUCGCGUAAUUCUGAUUAUACCUUUGAGCCACCCGAUGGUGGCUGGGGUUGGAUCAUUGUAAUGGCGGCCGGAUUCUCCAACUUUUGUGUAUUACCAAUAUUGCAAUGCUUCGGUCUAAUAUUUCGCGAUAGAUUCGCAGAGCUGGAUAUCAAUUCGUCAGAAACAACAACCAUACUUAACAUAAACUGUGCUGUGACUGCUUGCAUGGGGUUAGCUAAUGGCCCACUGUUCAGGAAGUUCAGCUGCAGGCAGGUGUCGUUCGCAGGCGCCCUUAUUUGCUUUGUGUCGAUCACGACGUUAUCGACCAUGAAAACUUUCGUCGGUGUUUUGAUGGUUUUCUCGAUUUCGUAUGCUAUUGGGACCGGUAUCACUAUGUCAUCGAACGCUUUGGCUCUAAACACGUACUUUAAACAAAAAAGAAGAAUUGCAACGGGGCUCAGUUGGACUUGCACGGGCAUGGGGCCUAUUAUAAUACCACAGGUAGUUACAUUGCUGAUGCCUAAAUAUGGCAUAGAGGGUACCAUUCUUAUCUUCGGCGGUGUCGCGUUUAAUGCAGUCGCGUGUGCCCUUCUGCUGCAGCCUGUUUCACAGCACGCGAAACGGAAACGAAGCGCAGAAAUAUUAAACGCCAACAAAGACGAAGAAUUGUCGACGUGCAAUAAGAUAACGCCAGAGGCGAAUAAUGAAAAUGAGAAGAGCAAAUCGUUGGAGAACGUUGCUAACAAUACAAAAAAUAGCACUUUGAACCUUGCGAAAGGAAAAUUCGGAAGCCAGUAUUUGUACUACGACGACGAAGAAGAUGGCGCGUCUGGGAUAGACGUAAUUGGUCCUGGUUCCGCUAUGAUAGCACGAGCUAACGAUGGUUGGUUUUCCAGAAAAAAUACAUCGACUCUAUCAAUAACGUCCAGAGCAUCGAGAAAGGACAGCAUUUCAAGGAAUUCUAGUCGAAAACCAUCGCUGUCUCUAAGCAGACAAUCUAGUAUCAAUACUGCAUCGUCGGUAAGAAAUCUUAAUAGGCAAAACAGUGAAACAGAAAGUUACCGACGGAGAAUUUCUGGACUCCCCGCGCUUCCACUGAUUAUUGUUAACGAAUCCUGCGAGCAUACAGAGGAUGCUGAAUACUGUAAAGAUCCUCUCUGCAUUCAAAAACUGCAACAAAAGUUGGCGACGUCCGAGGAAGUCGAAACUGAUAAACUCUUAAAAGUGGAAUGCACCGAAGAGACAAAGAAAACAACUUGGUUGGAAUCUUUGAUAAUUUUUUUCGACUUGGAUCUCCUCCGCGAUCCCGUUUACACAAAUCUGAUGCUGGGCAUCGUAUUCGCCAAUUUCGCCGAGAUGAAUUUCGCUUUAUUAACGCCAUUUAUUCUGGGCGAAUACGGAUUCUCCAAGACGCAAGUCGCAACUGUAAUGUCGAUACUUGCCGGCACCGAUGUGGGCACCAGACUGACGAUUCCCUUCAUUGCCGACUGUAUCGGUUGGCAAAACAGAACAUUCUUUCUCGUAGGUGUCACUGGAAUGGCAUGUGGUCGCAUCGUGUUGGCACACACGCGUGACUUUGGAAUUAUUAUAGCAGUUGCAGUCCUAAUUGGCUUUGGGAAAGCUUUGCGUACGAUAUUCAUGGCACUUGUGAUUCCAGGUCACGUCCCUUUAUCUAGACUUCCAGGUGCAACUGGUAUCCAGUUGUUAACCAGCGGUAUAAUCUCGUUUUCGCUAGGCCCUCUUGUCGGUUGGAUCAGAGAUAUCACGUCCAAUUAUGCAAUCUUGCUUCACAGUCUGAAUGUCUUCACAUUUUUGACUGUAAUUUCCUGGUCACUCGAGAUGUACUUCACGAAACGAAAAUCAAAAAAGAACGAGACACAAAACAGACCAUUAGCUGCUUGAGCGUGUGGAGUUUACAAUUUUGUAUCAAAAUGAACAAAUAAAAAAAAAUGAACGUUU
Colletes gigas is the source of this 2396-nucleotide messenger RNA. RefSeq lists its product as uncharacterized. The coding region runs from base 390 to 2339 and encodes 649 amino acids. The record is from RefSeq and is a predicted model, not a curated record. Gene Ontology annotation, biological process: monocarboxylic acid transport; transmembrane transport. Gene Ontology annotation, molecular function: monocarboxylic acid transmembrane transporter activity. Lineage: Eukaryota; Metazoa; Arthropoda; Insecta; Hymenoptera; Colletidae. The transcript has 11 exons.